UUGAUAUAUAUUUUCUUUGCUUUCUCUUGCGUAUAGCAACAUGCAACUACGAGUCGGUGAGCUCACUGUUGAUAAACUCGAGAUGAUAGAAGACACGAAGGGCAACCCCGGAGACUUCGGAAAACUAAUUGUCACAAACUUGAGAGUCAUCUGGCAUUCCUCGUCUUUACCACGAAUCAAUUUAAGCGUCGGCUACAAUACAUUUAUCACGGUGAACACGAGAAUUCUUUCAAUGAUUCAUGGCGGACAUACACAAGCUCUUCAUAUACUGACUUCGUUUCGGAAUUGUCGAUACGAAUUUAUAUUUACAAAUCACGACACUAAAAGUACGAGACACUACACUUCGGUCAUAGGCGUUUACAGAGCUUACGUAUCGUCGAAGAUCUACAGAGAAAUCAAACUAAGAAGCGGCAUCAUACGUGAGAAUCGACUGGACCUGUUGCCUCAAGAAAAAGUGCAUUCCUCCAUACAAGAUGUCUGGAAUUUGUCCGUCGAACAGGGAAAUAUCGGAACUUUUAUUAUAACAAAUAUACGUUUGGUGUGGUAUGCGGAUGUAAAUCAUCAGUUCAACGUGUCGAUACCUUAUCUUACAAUUGGAAAUAUUACUAUUAGAACAUCAAAAUUUGGACCGACUUUAGUCAUUUUAAGUACGGAGGCCAGUGGAGGAUAUAUCUUAGGUUUCCGCGUUAAUCCUCUGCAACAGCUUCACAUCACUCACAAAGAGAUCUCGAUUCUCCGUUCGGAAUUUGAAAAGUUUCCCAUUUUCGGCGUGGAAUACACGUUUGAGCAUCAGCCACCUUCACAAAAGGAAAUUAGUGUGGAACAAUUCACUGAGAUACAGGAUAAUCAAGCUGAAAUAUCAAAUGUGUUUGGUUAUUACUUUUCCGAGGGGGAAACAGGUCAGAGGAAGCCAAAUUUCUCGAUUCACUUGGGACUCGCGGCAGAAGAUCCGAGAGAAGGAAGUACACUGCAGAGUUUGUGGGAACUCGUACCGUCGUCUUAACUUUUCACCUUUUCGAAACUUAAAGUUUCCACAUACCAAUACUGGAAACUGACAAAUUACCAUGCGAGUUUCUUCUCACUGUAAAAACACGCUCACAAGAGAAUGAGAAAAAACAAAUCCAUAUUUUGUACAAAAAAAAUAUUUUAACACAAUAUAUUAACUACAUCGUGUAAGACUCAAAAUAAUGUUCAUGUAAUUUUUGCAAUUUCCUUAACGAUACAUCACAAUAUUUUAGCAAUUAAAAAUUAUAAUUAUAAGAUUUUAAGGUCUUGUUUCGCUUUUGACCGCUUACAAAAUUGUCUGCUUAAAAAAUUAUACAACGUAAGUGCUUUGAGACGUAUUAAGACGUAUUAUCAGUGAAAAAAA
This is a messenger RNA of Linepithema humile (Argentine ant), 1369 nucleotides long. It is a transcript of the gene BBS5, whose product is annotated as Bardet-Biedl syndrome 5 protein. Gene Ontology annotation, molecular function: phosphatidylinositol-3-phosphate binding. NCBI's taxonomy places the organism in Eukaryota, Metazoa, Arthropoda, Insecta, Hymenoptera, Formicidae. Gene Ontology annotation, biological process: cilium assembly; intracellular transport. Gene Ontology annotation, cellular component: BBSome; ciliary basal body. The record is from RefSeq and is a predicted model, not a curated record.